GACACGGUGCUGGACAUGCUGCGAGACGCCAUGGUGGCCAAAGCAGACGUGUCCAAGGGCUUCCUCAUCGACGGCUACCCCCGCGAGGGGAAGCAAGGAGAGGAGUUUGAGAAAAAGGGGAGGAUCGCUCCCCCCACGCUGCUGCUCUACGUGGAUGCGGGGAAGGAGACGAUGGUGAAACGCCUGCUGAAGCGAGGGGAGACCAGA
Cariama cristata (Red-legged seriema) is the source of this 207-nucleotide messenger RNA. RefSeq names its product adenylate kinase 1 (gene AK1). The annotation marks the transcript as partial. Lineage: Eukaryota; Metazoa; Chordata; Aves; Cariamiformes; Cariamidae. The record is from RefSeq and is a predicted model, not a curated record. Gene Ontology annotation, molecular function: AMP kinase activity; ATP binding. Gene Ontology annotation, cellular component: cytosol; cytoplasm. The transcript is spliced from 2 exons. Gene Ontology annotation, biological process: nucleoside triphosphate biosynthetic process.